Molecule: messenger RNA, 663 nt
Organism: Prorocentrum cordatum
Lineage: Eukaryota; Dinophyceae; Prorocentrales; Prorocentraceae
Source: the annotation of a GenBank genome assembly
GCCAGGUUGCAAGAGGCCUUCCGCAACGGGACGUCGCCGUACAUGCCCGGUUGCCUCGGGGGCGUGGACCUGGGCGUGGACCUCGGCCCCCUGCUGGACCUUACGGCCAGCAGCUGCGGUAGCGAGCUCCGGGCCGCCGCCGCGAGCGCGGCGGCGGAGCCCGCCCCCAACCCCACGGGUGCGGCGCUGGAGCAGCAGGUGGCCCUGGACCUGACGGCCAGCAGCGCGGCGCCAAGCCCGAGGCGGUUGUCUCAGACGGAGGUCGAGGACGCCGCGGGCCAGGCUGCGCAGGCGGACCGGUGUGCCGCCGCCGCGGUAGAGGUGCCCGCCCAGCUGCCAGCCGGCACGGGAAGAAAGCACGAGGUGCAGGUGGAGCCCGAGGCCAUCGCGCAGGCGCAGCCGCAGAGCGCCCAGGCCGAGCAGUACUACAUCGGCGAGGAGGCCCCAGAAAACGACGUGCAGGCGCGGGCCAGCCCGGGGUUCGUCGCGGAGGAGGUCGACGCGCCCGCUGGCGCCGCGAGCGGCGGCGAUGCCGUCGGACGGACGAGGACGCAGGACUCCGCCCUGGACCUUGAGGACUCUGGGUCGGACGGCAGCCCAGGAGGGGCCACAAGUAUCGCCUGCCAGCUGCUGGUGCAGCGGUCGUCGUGGCUCGCCCUCUGA